GCCGCUGCAAGUAACUCGGGCAACGGCGCCAAGGUGAUAGAGCUCCUCCUCGACCGCAGGGCAGAAGAAGUCACGAUUACAGAAGAUAUCGUCAAGGCCGCUGCAGGGAACUCGGGCAACGGCGCCGAGGUGAUAGAGCUCCUCCUCGACCGCAGGGCAGAAGAAGUCACGAUUACAGAAGAUAUCGUCAAGGCCGCUGCAGGGAACUCGGACAACGGCGCCGAGGUGAUAGAGCUCCUCCUCGACCGCAGGGCAGAAGAAGUCACGAUUACAGAAGAUAUCGUCAAGGCCGCUGCAGGGAACUCGGGCAACGGCGCCGAGGUAAUAGAGCUCCUUCUCGACCACAGGGAAGAUCAAAUCACGAUUACAGAAGAUAUCGUCAAGGCCGCGGCAGGGAACUGGCGCAACGGGGCCAAGGUGAUGGAGCUCCUUCAAGGACAUUGA
Messenger RNA from Emericellopsis cladophorae, 444 nucleotides. RefSeq lists its product as uncharacterized. The transcript has a single exon. Lineage: Eukaryota; Fungi; Ascomycota; Sordariomycetes; Hypocreales; Bionectriaceae. The record is from RefSeq and is a predicted model, not a curated record. The annotation marks the transcript as partial.